Molecule: messenger RNA, 5195 nt
Organism: Diceros bicornis minor
Lineage: Eukaryota; Metazoa; Chordata; Mammalia; Perissodactyla; Rhinocerotidae
Gene: RTL10
Product: retrotransposon Gag like 10
Source: RefSeq, a predicted model, not a curated record
GACUCGCCCUCGGAGGGAAGCCGUCCGCACGGCCUGGCUGCACAUCCCUGGACCUUCUUCGCGGGCGCCUCGCGGAGCCGUAGAUUGCCUCGGAUGCUGGCCUGCGACUGACAGUCCCAUCACCUCUUCUCAGCUCUCCUGAGGCCGCAGCUGUCAGCUCCCCGGCCCUCAGCACUUGCCUGGAACACCGGGGUUGGCCACACCCCUCUUCAGCCCAUCUCUGUCCUGUUGUAUCUUAUGUGUUGUUUCUGCCCACCCGCCCUUUGCGCCGUCUCUUCCUCCUUUCUCCCCUUCCUUCUUGUAGUUGGCGCGGCAGCUCCCUCUGCUCCCAGCAUGCCUCGUGGCCAGCACCGUCGGCAGGGUCCUCGCAAUCCCAUCCAGGCAGCAGCCAAUUACGUCAGUGUGCACCCUUGGCAGCAGGUGGACCAGGCCUCUCCUGGGGUCACUUACACCCCCCUAGUGGAUCCCUGGAUUGAGCGGCCCUGUUGUGGGGACCCCGUGUGUGUGCGCAUGACUAUGGAGCGGGAGAGCACAGUGAGUGGUGCUCUUGGCGGUAAGCCCACAGAAAGGGGUUCAGCUGUGCGCAUGCCUGGCCCAUGGCCCCUCAGGGUGGACUUCCACUGGGUGCCAGGCUCGGACCCGGGCACCUUAGAUGGCUCCCCAUGGUUGCUGGACCACUUUUUGGCCCAGCUGGGGGAUUAUAUGUCCUUCCGCUUCGAGCACUACCAGGACAACCUCAGCCCUGUCUGCGAGAUCCUUGGGCGCCUGACGGGCCGAGCCCGGGCAUGGGCAGCCCCCUACCUCGACGGGGACCUGCCCCUGCCUGACGAUUAUGAGCUCUUUUGCCAGGAUCUCGAGGAAGUUUUUCAAGACCCGAACAACUUCGCUGAGUACCAUGCUGCAGUUCCCUGCCCCCUGCCCCUAGCCUCAAGCCAGUCACCAGUGGCCCUGCAGCUGCCUGUGGUGAGGAAGUGCUUAGCCAGGUUCUCAGAGUCCCUGGCACUCAACAUGGGCACUCCCCCCAGACCUGUCCCAGCCACUCUGGCCACCCCGGCUAUUUCUAAUUCCAACUCUCCAUCCAGGAUUGCUUUACCUGAGCAACGGCUGGCCAAGGAGAGAAGCCCUGGGUCCACAGAGUCCCCUGCCUUGUCCGGUUCUGUGUGCAGCAUGGAUCCUGGUCCUGUGGGGCCAGCCUCCUCCCAGCCGGAGGAGAUGGCCCCCAAACCUGUCCCUGUACUUUUAGAAUCUGCUAGUCCCCCUGCCCAGAAAUCAGAUCCAGCUCACCCAGGGGAUCCGAAGACAGAGGAGGAGGUUUCUGAGGCAGAGGGAGACCAGGAGGCAACUUUUGGUACCCUACGGGGAGCAGUGGAGACCCUAGGAGAACCCAUUUUCUCCUGCUCUCCAUCCUGCAGCCCUGGAUUCUGAACACGGCCCAGGCAGGUGCAGCAGAGCCCCUUGUGAUGAAAUGGCUUGUGUAGCCAAGGAGCCCCACAGCCCCCCUGGCAGGACAGAGUGGCGUUACCGGAUGACUCUAGACAUAGCACAUGAGGUGUUGCCAUGUCCAACCGCCCCGUUGCUGGGCACAAGGUGCACUUGUUGGGCUGUGCCCUAUCCAAGUACGCACAGCCCCUCGUCCUCUCUCCCCAUGCACUGUCCCCACCACGACAGCAGAACUUCGGCUUCUGCUCUGUGCCCUUCAUCCUCUGACUCCCCCAGUGGCCCAAAGGUUGUUUCCUGCUGGGCUCUCAGCUGCAUGCCCACACCUCCCUGGGGAGUACCGUCUCACUGGGCCUGUUCCUACUAGUUGGAUAGGGUUCUGUAGAUAGUCCCCAUCAGGUAUUUGUACCAUCUUUGUAAAACACCACCCACACUCAAAAACGCCCCUUCAGUGCUGGCUGGGACUGGACUAGGUCUGCCAUGCCAGCCCUGUUUGGAUCUGGUCCCUAGAUGGUGUCUCUGCUUUGGCCCCCGUCCCAUCUCUGUUUUCUGUGACCUCUGUCCUGGAAUUUAAGGAAGGCUGCAUGGAGGACGUGGCCACCUGCAGUGUUUGGUAUGAGUAGGAUGGUGUCUUGGCAGAGAAAGGUGCUUCCCUGUGGGUCCCCCAGCAGCCCUGGCUGGCUGGGGAGGCUUAGGUGCAGGAAGGUGGGGUGCAGUCCUCUUGCUGGUCUCAGCUCCGUUCCAGGCAUUUUCUGCUCUGUAUGGUAACAUCUAGCCACACCUGGUUUUCUUCAGAAGUUGGCAUGAAUUUUUACAUCUCAGUGCCUUUGCCCUGCUGCCCUCCUACUUGCUGCUCUUUAGCAGUCCCUGCCUCCCCUCUCACUCUUGCAUAUUGCUGAUUCAGCAUUUAAACCCAAUACUGUAAAGCCUGUAAUACUCAUAUCUCUGGGUAGACUGUGAGCCUCUAGGGCAGGGUGCUCUCUCGUAGCUCUGUGUCCGUGGUGCACAAUCAGUGCUCAUUAAAUGUGUGUUGGAUCCACACCUGAGCCUGUGCUGUGGUGGCUGCAGACAAGCAGCAUCCUGGUUCUGUGGGCAGGAUCAGUGUGCUGGUGCUGUCAGGAAGAGCUAGGCCCAGCCACAAGUACUCAGGUCAGCGUCAGAGGUGUGGUUUCUGGUAAGGGCUUUGAGGCUCUAAGGGUCUGGCUGACGGAGUUGGGCUGAAUGGAUGAGAGUGGGAGGCUUGGCAGGUGGAGGGUGGCCUUGAGAGUUUACUUCCGAGAGAGCCGAGGUGAGGUGACAUGAGGAGCAGGCAGCAGACCAGAGCUGUGAGGCCUCGGGCUAGAGGAUUGGAAUGAAGAAAGACCUGUUCUGCACAAUGAUGGGUUUUCUAAUAAUGAGAGCUGAGCUCAAAGCUCCCUCAAGCCAAGUGUGACGCAGGAUGGGCACAGUGCACCUACUCAGAGGGGCCAUUAGGCAAGAACUUCAAGCCCCUUUCGGUUUUAUAAGUGUGGGAACAAAACAACAUCUUCCUAGAAAGUAGGAAGAAAAAGUGAGAAAUGUAAUAAGUUCCUAAAACUAUUUUUUUUUUUAAGGAAAAACUAAUAAGCAAACAUGGGUAAAAAAUUUUAAGGAAAAUAGACAUUGUUAGGAUAAUUUAAUUUAGUAACUAUCACUUUAGAAGUCUCUGGGUUCAGAUGGUUUUGUGGGUGAGUUAUUUCAAGGUACACAUUUUACCUUACCAGUAGAACAGUUGCAAAUCUUGGAAAUAGGUGGGAAGCUAAUAUGACCCCAAAAGCAAAACAAGCAAGCCGACAAAUGAAAUCAGUGUGCAGUCUUGAUUCUGAUCAGAUGUGGGCUAUCCUCGGAUGUCCUAGCCCAGCCCCAGUGCUUCUGUGCGGGGUCGCACUAUUGCUCCUUUGUGCUAUUGCUCAAGUCUGGGCCCUCCUGCAGGCUCAGGUUGGACUGCCCCUUCCCUAGUCGGCUGUGGCCUGGCCUGGUGGGUCUGGUAUCGUUGGCAAUAUCAGAAGGGCCCUCAUUUGAGCUGACGAGACAGCUCUGGCUGUAGAACCUAGAGCUGCUCUCUGAGAUGGGUGGCCCAGUCGACACCCUCACUGUGUUGCUGGCCUCGGCACAGGCUGCCUUUCCCCUCUCCAUUUAGUGGACCUGGAGUAAUUCCUGCAGCUCAAGGUUCCUGUCUUCCCUUCCAACCCCUUGUCCUACUGGGUCCUUUUCUCCCUCGGGCCCAGACAGCUCCUGCAGGCUUGGAGUGUAGUGUGGCAUACCUCUUCCGAGGGCCAGCUGAGCAGGGCAGGCCUGUGGGGAUUUGGGGAGAGACCAGAUGACCUGUUUUUUAAUUUGGAAAAUGGGUCCUAUUGUGGUUGGGCUCUUAUCAUGAAGGAAGGGGAAGGAGGGCUGGGCCUCAGUGGCAAUGGCAAAGUUGCCCUUUCAUGCCUAUUUGCAUGGAUGGGAUCAGGAGAGGAUGGGAGGGCUCUGGCUUGGCCUUCCAGACAGGCAGAGCCUACGGUGUUGUGCAGAGUGACAGCUUCAUCUCCUGCUGGCGCUGUACCCUGCCUUCAGGUCUAUGCGACGACCUAGCUGCUUUCCCAGGCUGGAGGAGAAGGAACAGAGGGCCAGGAGAAGGGGCCCUGCCACGUGCUGUCAGAGGAGGGCCCUUGGGUCAUUUGUUACUCCCGGCUCUCCGCACACAGGUGGACGGCACAGAGGAGGGUGCUCCUGGGAGCGGUCUGGCAGGGUGGUCUGGCAGGGUGUGCCAGAUGUGCACAGGGACAAGCUGAGGUGCUGGGGCCUAACUUCUAGGCCGUCGAGUCUGUCCUUCACUUCCCUUGGAAAUACCCGGAGACUUUAUUUCCUAAAGAUCAGAUGCUGUGGGCACUAUAGCAGAGUUUUUAAAGUACCUGUCUCCAAGGAAAGUUCUGACACUGGAAGUAUUGAGGUUAAUGUCAACAUUUUAUAAAGCUGGCAGUAAUGAGCGUACUUGGAAAUUGGUGUGGACGGAUGAACAGAGGAGAGUAGAGAAUUUUGAUAUAGAGCCAAAUAAAUAUAGGGAUUUAGUUUAUGCUAAAGGUGGUGUUUCAAAUUAGUAGAGUAAGAUGGAUUAUUCAGUAAAAGGAGUUGGGACAGCUGGUUAGCCAUCUGAAAAAUAGUAAAACUGAAUACCUACCUCACUCUUUAUACCAGUCUGUACUCUAGAUGGAUUAAAGGGUUCAACAUUAAAAAAUAACAAAAGCAUUACAAGGAAGUGUGGGUGGAUUUUUUUUUCUGCCUGUGAUUCCAGGACUUGAAAAGUUUUAGCUGCCCAGAUUGGCUGAAGGCGUGGAGAAAUAAGCUUUCUCCUGCUACUGGUUGAGCAUCAGGUGUUACGAGUCACCCACGGCGUUUGUAGGCAGCAGGCGCUGACCCCUUGCCUAAGUUCAGAUGGUUGCUGCUCGUUCCAAGGUGUGGGCUUCAGAGCAUGGACUUGAGCUUGGUCACACCUCGCCUCCUCCGCUUGAAAGCUGUGCAUCCUGGUGUCAUCUGACUUCUCUGAGCUGUUAGAAGUUUGUCCUCAUGGCCAUGGGAGAGUUAAAUGAGGUCACAGGCAUGGAGUGGCCUGAGCCCUAAUGACUGCCUCGUGGGUGGCGCUGCAUUAUUAACAGAAAAACUGGCAACAGCCCAAAGGUCCAGGGGUAAGGAGCAAGGUCAGCAGAGCUGUUACCCCACUGUAUCAGUCAGGAUGAGCCCGACUGUGGUGCAGUAAC